AUGAAAAGAUUUAAUUUUCUGAUCAUUUGUUUCUGCUUCGUUCAUUUGGCGAGUCACGAGGUCUGCCAGUAUCCAAGCGGUCGUCCCAAAUGCAACUGCCCUGUUGGAUCCUGCUCUCUCGUUAACAAUAACAGUGAAUCCAAUGAUUACAAAUGUAUCGUCGGUUGUUCUGCCGCCACUUGCAUUCAUGGAACCUGUUCGGCUGUCGGGAGCAACUACAAAUGUGCCUGUGCCACAGGUUUCAAGGGCUCCAAUUGUGGAGCAGACAUCGACGAAUGUGCUAUUGGCAACAAUCCUUGCAAAAAUGGAGGAGUAUGCGUUAACACGGUCGGCAGUUAUACUUGCCAGUGCAAAAGUGGUUUCACCGGUGCAAAUUGUGCUUCAGAUAUUGAUGAAUGUGAGACCGGCAAUGCGUGUUUGAACGGUGGAAAGUGCAUCAACACGAUCGGUUCCUUCAACUGCCAAUGCAAACGUGGCUACACUGGUUCAACCUGUGCUUCUGUUUCACCUGCAACUGUAGAACUGGAUACACUGGCGCCUAUUGUAGAUCGGGUUAUUUGCUUCUUCAUUGCAACUUUCAUCGAUUUAAUGGCUCUAGAAGAUGAGAACGAAUGCGAGGACGACAAGAGGUGCGUGAAUUCAGAUUCCUGUCGAAACACUGAUGGCGGUUAUUUCUGUGCGUGUGCGCCCGGAUACACUGGACCAAAUUGUACCACAGAAUUCAAUGACUUUUGGCAUGAAGUAACUUUGAAAGCUGCCAAAAAUAAUAAAGUAGCACCAUCAUUGGCGUGCGUAAGACGUGCUUCCCAAAAAUGGACGAAGGAGUAUUUCAAAAGAUUUUAUAUUCAAGCCGUGGAUCCCGAACUUGAAUGUCUGAAAACAAGAUUCAAGGUCGAAGGAUUUCUUAUUGCACAAAACGUUAAAAAAUCAGAUCUAAGUGCUUUGAAUUUGCAGGAUCAGGAUGUAAAAGUUUCAAAGCUUUUAGAAUAUUAUGGAAAUGAUACAAAUGAAGAUCGUCUUACUCUACAUCUGAAAAUGCCUGAUGCUUUUUUUGAUAUCACCUGUAACAACUUGCACAACAGAGAGAAGUUUCUCGGCCUUAAGCAGUCUAAAAACGUAUCUGCGAUCCACAAUGGGACAGGAGAGGCUGAACCACAUAUAGAUGAAUGCAGCGCUGGCACGCCCUGCCUGCAUGCUAGCACCUGUCAAAACACAGUCGGAAGUUAUACGUGCCAGUGUAAGCCCGGCUACACCAUUGGAUCAAACUGUGCUGCAGAUAUUAAUGAAUGCCUGAGCAAUCCGUGUAGGAAUGGAGGUUCCUGUGUUAACACGGAUGGCAGUUACUUCUGCCAGUGUACCAGCGGUUAUGUAGGGACCAAUUGCGAAUCGGACAUCAAUGAGUGUGCAGUAGCCAAUCCAUGUCUCCACAAUGGACAGUGCAACAACAUACCUGGCAGCUACGUAUGCACGUGUCCAACUGGUUAUGAGGGAACCAAUUGCGAAACUGACACCAACGAGUGCCUACAGACACAGGUUUGUAAGAAUGGAGGGGUGUGCUUCAACACAGUUGGCAGUUUCAACUGUCAGUGUGAUGCAGGUUACACUGGGACCUACUGUGAGAGAGAUGUUGAUGAGUGUGCGACUGCUGGUCGAUGCUUGAACGGGGGCACUUGCAACAACCUAUUCGGCCGUUACGAGUGCCACUGCGCUAAUGGGUUCGUUGGAAACAACUGCGAGCAAGAUUUGGAUGAAUGCACAGAUAGCCAUCCAUGCGUCCACGCGGUGUUGUGUCAAAAUACAAUCGGCAGUUAUAUCUGCCACUGUGUAGAUGGAUACAACGAAACCAACUGUAAUACAGACGUAAACGAAUGUGAGGUUAGCAACUUUUGUGAGAACGGAGGAUCGUGUACGAAUUCAGUUGGCAGUUUCAGAUGUCAGUGUCAAGCUGGUUACGAGGGUUCCACCUGCGCUUCUGAUCUCAACGAAUGUCAAGCUGGUUCCCAGUGCAAUGGCAGAGGAACAUGUUUCAAUACAUUUGGCAGUUACGUGUGCAACUGUGCGGCAGGUUACAACGGGGCAAAUUGUGAAUCAGACAUUAACGAAUGUAAGAUCGGUUCGCCCUGUCUCGAAGGAGGAACCUGUGAAAAUACAAUCGGCAGCUACAAGUGUGUAUGUGCCAGCGGUUUCGCUGGUGGAAACUGCGAAUCUGAUGUCGAUGAGUGUUUGGACGUUAAUUUGUGUAAAAAUGGAGCUAAAUGUGUGAACAAAGUGGGGGGUUUUGACUGCCAAUGUGCCUCUGGUUACGAGGGAAAACUCUGCAAUUCCGAUAUAGACGAAUGCAAUCCCGUCAAUCCAUGUCUCCACGGAGGGUUUUGCCAGGAUACAGAUGGGAGUUACAAGUGCUUCUGUGCAGAUGCUUACACCGGAGUCAACUGCCUAGAUGAUUUAGAAAUAAAUUUAAAACCAAUUAUCCAACAGAAUUACAAAAUCCAAAUUUUUGACUUUUCAAAUUAUUCUUGUCCAAAGAAAACUCGAAACGUCAAUUUCACAGACGUGAACGAAUGUAGCGAUCUGAGUUUGUGCCAGAAUAAUGCAACGUGCGUCAACACGGUGGGCAGUUACCGCUGCGAUUGUAGUCCUGGAUUUCAAGGCUCUAACUGCAACACUGACAUCGACGAAUGCAUAAUCGGAUCUCCGUGCAACGACAGAGGAAUCUGCCUGAACACAUUCGGCAGUUACUUGUGCCAAUGCGAUGUCGGAUACGAUGGGAACAACUGCGAAUUAGGUUGCGAUGAUGUUGACGAAUGCCAAGACGUCAAUUUGUGCAAAAAUGGAGCCACCUGUCUUAACACGGUCGGCAGUUUCAACUGCAAAUGUACUGCUAAUUUUGAAGGAGCUCUUUGCGCCACUGACGUUAACGAAUGUGAAGAUGAUCCUAUUCCAUGUUUCCACGAUGGCUUGUGUCAGAACAGCUACGGUAGCUACGAAUGUCACUGUGCAGCUGGUUACAAUGGCGGCAACUGUGAAGCAGACAUAAACGAAUGCCUGGAUGAAUCAACAUGCAUUCAUGCUGUCUCGUGCGAUAACACCGAUGGGGGUUACACUUGCCAUUGUUUGAGUGGCUUCAGAGGAAAGAAUUGUCAAACAGACAUCGAUGAAUGCGCUGAACUUUUUCCGUGCCAAAAUAAUGGAAACUGUCAGAACACAAAUGGAAGUUACAUCUGUCACUGCUCCUCCAGAUUCACUGGAUUCAAUUGCCAAACAGACGUGAACGAGUGUGAGGUUGGUGCACCGUGCAAGAAUGCGGGGACAUGUAAUAAUGUAUACGGCGGUUUUGAUUGCGAUUGUAGUGUUGGCUACCAGGGAACAACUUGCGAAUCCGGUGCAGUUAUACACAUUAUUGGAGAUUGA
This is a messenger RNA of Helobdella robusta, 3411 nucleotides long. RefSeq lists its product as hypothetical. The transcript has 28 exons. Gene Ontology annotation, cellular component: plasma membrane; protein-containing complex. The coding region runs from base 1 to 3411 and encodes 1136 amino acids. Gene Ontology annotation, molecular function: calcium ion binding. Gene Ontology annotation, biological process: establishment or maintenance of epithelial cell apical/basal polarity; heterophilic cell-cell adhesion. The record is from RefSeq and is a predicted model, not a curated record. NCBI's taxonomy places the organism in Eukaryota, Metazoa, Annelida, Clitellata, Rhynchobdellida, Glossiphoniidae.